UCGAGCGGAACCGACCGACCGACCGCGCGUGCGCGAGAGUCAGGCCUCGACACCGGGGGCUCCGAAAAUAACAUCAAUUUACCGUUCAACCUCCCACCUCCGAAUCGCACAGAGGACAAAGUCCCGGAUCUUUGUCAGUUUGGAGCUUUUUUUUAAAAAAAAAAGAAAAAACACCCCAAACUUACGAUUCAAAUUUUAUUCAAGCCCUGUCCUCGCUCCGAGGUUUAAUAACAGACUCUUCAAGGAAAUACCCAGAUGUGAAAUGCCCCCUUUGCCUGGUGUAGAGCUGGUGCAGACACCUCUUCAGUUAUAUCGCUAUCUCCUUCGGUGCUGCAAGCAACUUCCUGCAAAAAAUAUGCAGCAACAUUACAAGCAUGCAAUAAGGCAGAAUUUUAAGGUCCAUGCGGAUGAAGAUAACCCAGAGCGAAUUCGACAGAUUAUCAAAAGGGCAAUUGAAGAUGCUGACUGGAUCCUGAAUAAAUACAAAGAUCUGAAGCAAUGAAGCAAGGUCUGAAGUGGUUUAAGGAAGAAGAAAUACCAAAAGGACAAAUGCUUUGGGCCGGCACCAAAGAUACAAGGAUCUGCAGCACAGCAGUGAUGGCAAAAACAUCAUCAUCUAAAAUAGAAUAUUCUAUAUCUGAAAGAACAUAGUCAUAUUAAAAUAUAGACAAUUGGAUGGUAACAUUGGAUUGCAGUGAGUGACUUAUAAGAUGCCGUGUACUACAUACGGGUUGAUGUUUUUUGGGUCAGCUGGGUGUCAGACAUGCGAAAACCAAACGUGACCUGAUGUUUAAUUUCUGUAAACGUAGUUGCUGGAAAA
Messenger RNA from Callorhinchus milii (elephant shark), 820 nucleotides. It is a transcript of the gene lyrm9, whose product is annotated as LYR motif containing 9. The transcript is spliced from 5 exons. NCBI's taxonomy places the organism in Eukaryota, Metazoa, Chordata, Chondrichthyes, Chimaeriformes, Callorhinchidae. The coding region runs from base 263 to 502 and encodes 79 amino acids. The record is from RefSeq and is a predicted model, not a curated record.